AUGAAAUCGACGUUGAAGUCGCUUCUUUGCGACAAGUUCUGGUACUGGGACUCGAAUGACGAAUCCUGGAUCGAAUUCAAGACAAACGGCACGGGGAAUCUCUUUGCCCGCCGCGAGUUUUGCAUGUUCAUCGCCGCAGAGUUCGACUGGAAAGCCCAGAAUCCCGAGAUACUCGACUCCGAAAUCGAUACACGAAGCUCUCCAUCCCUUUUUUUUUCGCCGUUCAAAAAGAACAAACCGGUCGUAGUUGACAAGAAACAAGGCAACGCUGCAGUCAAUUCCUUACGUCUCUCUGACGAUGCCUUCACCUCCCGGAAAUUUGCCAUCCGUAUCGAGAAAGGCGAGUUUAUCACAGGAGAAGAUAAGAAACUAGGAUUGUCCACUUCGGCUGCGGCGAAUUUCGCAUACAGGCUUGUCUUCGAUUUGUCCCCGUAUCCCCCACAAAAUAUGUGGAAAGAAGAUACCUCGGGGGAUCCAUUGGGUAAACUUCGGAUCUGGGAGUGGAAUGAGUUUUGUGCACAGCGAGAGCCACGGAGUUCAUGGGCGUGGAAGAUCUUCGGAAGGUUCUUUGGAUAG
Molecule: messenger RNA, 576 nt
Organism: Penicillium waksmanii
Lineage: Eukaryota; Fungi; Ascomycota; Eurotiomycetes; Eurotiales; Aspergillaceae
Exons: 3
Coding region: 1-576 (191 amino acids)
Source: RefSeq, a predicted model, not a curated record